Messenger RNA from Leptinotarsa decemlineata (Colorado potato beetle), 1474 nucleotides. RefSeq names its product protein spaetzle. The record is from RefSeq and is a predicted model, not a curated record. Gene Ontology annotation, biological process: central nervous system formation; innate immune response. Gene Ontology annotation, cellular component: extracellular region. Gene Ontology annotation, molecular function: Toll binding; growth factor activity. Lineage: Eukaryota; Metazoa; Arthropoda; Insecta; Coleoptera; Chrysomelidae.
UUCUUCUCCUACUUCAAUAAACAUCAAACUUUUGUUACCGACCACAGUAGUAAGCGGCCGUCCUUGUUGUACAAACGGUUUGUUGUACAUAUUUUGUAUCAGUUGAUCAGUGCAGUUCUUGGGAGAGUAAAGAAACACAUCGCCUAUUGAGACGAUCAGUGUUUACAAUGCGGUGUUCUGUAAUGUUUUGGAUGUGUGCUUUUGAUUUACGGUGGUGGUGAUUAUUCCGAAACAAAAUGCUGGGAUAUAUUUUUUUAUUAGUUACUUCAAUAAUGAUUUGUUCUACCAUACCACAACAUGGUAUCGCAAAUAUAAAGAAUGGGCGUUUGAGAAGGAGCAACCAGGACUGUAAAAGCCACAACCACGGAUAUAAUCACGGGCACCGCCACAAUCAAGGUGAUAGAAUGUACCCCACUUGGCCAUUCCAAACAAGGUCUGAACGAUCACCACUUGAUUUGCAUUCAAAUAAACCCAUAGCAACUAGCCAAUAUCGCAAAUUAGCACCAUUGUCUUUCAAUAUAACUUUAGUGCCAGUUUCAUCAUUGAAAAACAACACGAGGAAAAUAACACCAGUUGCAGAUCCAGUUCCGGUGCUGAAACAUGUGCAACACGUUGGAACUGAGUCAAACGCUGAUUCUGAUAAGGAUAGUAGAAAUAUAAUCAAUCUCAGUAUAAUUCGAGAGAUAUUUUUCAUCAAUAUCACUGAAAAUGAGAAACCCGAAAAUAAUUCCAAGAUGGCAUUCCCAAAUGAUGACAAAUUUCAUCACAGUCGCAAGAUCAAUUCCAGAAACUGUACAUUUGGAUUGUGUGAGGUCGUAGAUGAUUACCCCGAGGAGCAAGUUAAUAGACUAGUCAGCCGAUCAAAGGAGCUGAAACAGUACUUCAAACAUAUAGAAAUAACUCAUUUUGACAACCGUUUUGGUGAUGGAGAUCAAUUAUGUUCAACGAUAAGUCAUACAGUUUUUCCAAAAAGUGCAACGAACACCAAAAAUGUUGAAAUGUUUUUGGUUAAUGUUGGGGAAUUUAAGCAAGGUGUUGUUUUCGAAACAUGUGCUAGAGAAGGGGGAUCAUGUAGUUUCUCAGACAUAUUUCCAAUGGGAUAUUCUACAACUUGUUCUCAAAAGUAUACCGUUAGGCGGUUAAUGGCUGUCGAAAAGGAAUCGGAUAGUCCCGUAUUUGAUAAUUUUCAACUUCCUUCUUGCUGUGUAUGCACUGUGAAGAAAAAUAUACCAACUUGAUGCUCAUUUCAUUGUGGAUGUUGAUGUUGGAAAGGAAGCGGUCGCACUUCCCGAAUAAUUAUAUUACAAAUAUUGUGGGCAUACCACGAUAUUCAAUUUCAAGACUGUAUCGAUUAGACGAAUACUUUAGAAUAUUAGACUGUACAAAAUUAAAAAAAAAAAAAAUGAUUACUCAAAUUGUAUAUAUAGUGUUAAUUGUAUGAAAGGUUCAAGAAUAUAAAUAUUUUCAUGAUUGA